AUGGCGAGCGGCACCGGCGGCGGCGGUAACACCGGUGCGGGUGGCACCUCGGGGCUGGGCCUGGGCCUGGGCCUGGGGCUGAGCCUCGGCAUGGGUGAGGCCACCGGCGACGCGGAGGAGGAGGCGGCCGCGGCCGAGGCAGUGGGACGCCUGGCCACGUCGCUGUGGCUGCGGCUCCGCGGCUGGGAGGCGGUGCUGGCGGCCGCACAGCGACUGCUGGUGUGGGAGAAGCCGCUGCACAGCCUGGUCACGGCAGCCACACUCAACGGCCUCUUCUGGUUGUUGUCUUCGUCCUCCCUCCGGCCCAUCUUCCUGCUCAGCAUCUCACUUUUGACCUAUUUUCUACUGGACCUCUGGCAUCCUCGCUUUCUCCCCGACGUUUCAGCACCAGCUCCUGAGGAACCACACUCUGACAGUGAGGGUGCGGGGUCAGGCGCCCAGCCGCACCUGCUGAGUGUGCCCGAGUUGUGCAGAUACCUGGCUGAGAGCUGGCUCACCUUCCAGAUUCACCUGCAAGAGCUGUUGCAAUACAAGAGGCAGAAUCCAGCUCAGUUCUGCGCUCGCGUCUGCUCUGGCUGUGCUGUGCUAGCUGUGCUGGGACACUAUGUUCCAGGGAUUAUGAUUUCCUACAUUGUCUUGCUGAGUAUCUUGCUGUGGCCCCUGGUGGUUUAUCAUGAACUGAUCCAGAGGAUGUAUACUCGCUUGGAGCCCUUGCUCAUGCAGCUGGACUACAGCAUGAAGGCAGAAGCUGAUGCCUUGCACCACAAACAUGACAAGAGGAAGCGGCAAGGGAAGAAUGCGCCCCCAGCAGGUGAUGAGCCGCUGGCUGAAACAGAGAGUGAAAGCGAGGCAGAGUUGGCUGGCUUCUCUCCAGUGGUGGAUGUGAAGAAAACGGCACUGGCCUUGGCUAUCACAGACUCAGAGCUGUCAGAUGAAGAGGCCUCUAUCUUAGAGAGUGGCGGCUUCUCUGUGUCUCGGGCCACCACUCCGCAACUGACAGAUGUUUCUGAGGAUUUGGACCAGCAGAGCCUACCAAGUGAGCCAGAAGAGGCUCUGAGCCGAGAACUCGGGGAGGGAGAAGAGACAGAGCUAGCCCCUCCUGAAGACUUGCUAAGUGCCCCUCCAGCUCUCUCAAAGCAAGCCCUGGAUACAGACGAGGAGGCUGCAGUCAAGGAAACAUUACUUCAGCUCUCAUCUCCUCUCCAUUUUGUGAAUACGCACUUCAAUGGGGCAGAGUCCCCCCAGGAUGGAGUGAAACUCUCUCCUGGAGGACCAGUGGAAACCCUAAGCCCAGAGGUAGUAAGUGGUGACCUAAUGGCUCCACCCAGCACCCUCUCACCCCCACUUGCUGAAAGUGGUCCAGUUUCCCUCCUGUCCCCCUCUGUGCACCCCUCCCUUCCCCAGGACUUACCUCAACCCCUGGCUGCCCCUGAGGAGGAAGAAGCACUCACCACUGAGGACUUUGAGUUGCUGGACCAGGGGGAGCUGGAGCAACUGAACGCAGAGCUGGGCUUAGGACCAGAGAUGCCCCCAAAACCCCCUGAUGCUCUGCCUCCUCCUCCCCUGGGGCCAGACAGCUGUUCUCUAGUACAGUUAGACCAAGAGGCUCAUGCAGUGCUUGAGCCAUGAGCCAUGGCAGGAUGAGCUGCAGGCAUACUAGGGCUUCCUGACUAGGCAUGUCACAUUUCCUCUCCCUACCACUCUGGGAGAGGCACUGUGUGGAGAAGCUGGCCGUCAGAAGGAAGCCAGCACACUGCCUGCCUGGCUGCCUGCUGUCCUGGGACCUGGUAUAGUACCUGUGCCUAGGAUUGGUUUUACAUUUGUAAAUAACUUUCCAUUUGGGUUAGUGGAUGUGAUCAGGGCUAGGGAAGUCCUUCCGUAGCCUGCACUUGCUUCCCUGCCUCAUUGCUUCUCAUUCUACUGUGUCCCAAGCCCUGGUGGUCACUUUCUUUUUCUUCCUUUCCUCAGGGACCUGUGCUGCUCUGCCCUCAUGUCCCACUUGGUUGUUUAGUUCAGGCACUUUAUCAUUUUCUCUACUGUCCCACACUCCCUUUGGCUUUAUUUCCCUGCUGUGUCUGUCCUUAGCAGCGUGAUCCCCACUCUGCCUACUCCUGCUUUCCCACAGGCACUGGCCGAGUUUUCGGGCAGGUUCUCAUCUGAGAAGGAAUAAACCUGGAGUUGUGUAAGGCCAAUAGUGCUGUGCUUAGGCCACUGUGGCCCCAAACCUGCACUGCACCCUUGCCCAUUUCAGCCCUCAUGAUGCCGGACAGUGGGUCCCAUAGCACUUUGCCAGCACUGGGGUUGAUGAGCAUGCUCUCUUGCUCUCUAAGGUCUGAGGUGAGGGACUCCUGUCUUAGAACAAAACCUACUGGACCAGUUGAGACUCCUUGCUAGGGUCCAAAGUGGAUAGUAACAUCUGCAUAGGUGUUAACUGGAAAAAUAAAGUGUCGAUUGGCU
This is a messenger RNA of Acomys russatus (golden spiny mouse), 2457 nucleotides long. RefSeq names its product reticulophagy regulator family member 2 (gene Retreg2). NCBI's taxonomy places the organism in Eukaryota, Metazoa, Chordata, Mammalia, Rodentia, Muridae. The transcript is spliced from 9 exons. The record is from RefSeq and is a predicted model, not a curated record. The coding region runs from base 1 to 1629 and encodes 542 amino acids.